AUGAACCAGCCGCCAGCGCCUCCUCCUCGCCGGAAUGUUGCAAAGCUGUUCCGUCGGCAGAAUAGCUUUGCUGGCUUCCCAAGUGCUGCACUUAGCAUUUUCAAUAACAAUGCUAGCAACAAUAACAAUAACAACAACAAUGGGAAGAGUUCAAGUAAGCCUGUGCCGACGCCAGCGUCUACUGCUCCGGAGACAUCAACUACAGAUUCCUCAACAGCUCAGACAUGUACUGCCUCGGGAGCCGCAUCUGUGCCCACUUCAGCAGCACCUCCUGUGUCCGGGCCAUCGUCCUUGCCCAUGUACCAGCCUCCACCGGCUGCCAGUAGGCCACCCACUGGGUUCUAUUCUCUCCCGAGACACAACCGGCCUGGCUACCUCACACGGAGUUUAGGCAUAGGGUUUCACCUGCUGGCCAGAACACCACAAGGAGGGUCUUCAGGUCCCACAGCGGCAGAGCAACUUGGAAUCAAUACACCUUCGCUCCCGAAGUCUCAUCGGAGAAAUCUUAGUGAAGGAAACAAUGGGGAAGCCAAGCCCUUGUCAGUAAGUUCUCUCACCCGUAAAGGUUCCUCCAGCAGGGAUGCUCAGCAGUCUGGAGGAGAACCGAAGCUCAAGUCAUCCUCCUCAUCUUCAAAGCGAAGCAGUAGGGAUGGGGGUGAUGGCAAACCACGGCGUCGAGACCCGGACUACCAGACUCUUCCUCGUCGUUCAGCCAAGGAUGCAUCUUCAAAACGAUCUCCAAAGGAGGGAGACGCAAAGGGACAAUCAUCAAGGAGGGAGGUCGAGACGAAAUUCAGGUCUCUCCCCAGAAGGCAUGAAGGUGAGGCGAGGUAUCAGGCCAUUGGCAGGAGUGACCCCAAGUACCAAUCCCUUCCUAAGAGGCACAGCAGUGCAGAGACCAGGUUCACAGCUGUUCCUAAGAAGCGGGAUGGUGACCCUACACCUCCACCGAGCUCCUCACCAAAAAGACGUGUUGGAGACUCAACUCACUCAUCCUCAUCACCAAAGAGACGAGAAAGCCUUCCAAAUUACAUACCGUCUUCACCAAAGAGAAGAGACACAGGACCAGAUCAUGGGCAUGCACCACUUUCGCCUAAAAGACGCGACACAAUGCCCAGUCAUAUGCCAUCAUCCCCAAAGAAGGGUGAUGCCGCCCCAUCUGUCUCGCCCAUAAAACACGAGAUGUCAGUAGAGCAGCAGACACCUAAGCAGCAGGAGGUAGUGCAAGGGCCGCAGCAAACGAUGUCACCCAAGAGACGAGUUUCUGAACCCAAGUACCAGCAAAUCACACCGAAGAGGUAUGACUUUGAUCCUAAAUAUCAGGUUCUGCCGACCACAGGGAUCGAUGGUGAGCCUACAUACCACAUUCAUCCUCCAAAACGACCGGAUGUGGAGCCGAAAUAUCCGGAAUUGCCGCCCAACGAAUCAAAAUAUGAAACUGUCCCUUUAAAAAGACAUGACCAUUUUGACCAAAGGUACCAUCGAGUGUUACCACCAACUGUAGAUCUAAGAUACCAUCCUCUCCCUCCACGUCGGUGUGAUCCUGGUCCAAGAUACCAGACCAUACCACCAGUGAGGCAUGACGUGGAGCAUAGACAUCAUUACAUUCCUCAUCCGAGGAAUGAUGAAUCAAAAUUUCAGCCUAUUCCAAUGGGAAGGCCAGAUCUUGAACCAAAGUACCAGCCACUACCAGCCCCUAGACCAGAACUAGAACCAAAGUACCAGCCGCUACCAGCCCCAAGACCAGAACUUGAACCAAAGUACCAGCCGCUACCAGCCCCAAGACCAGAGCUAGAACCAAAGUACCAGCCACUACCAGCUCCAAGACCAGAGCUAGAACCAAAGUACCAGCCUUUACCAGCACCCAGACCAGAUCUAGACCCAAAAUACCAACCAUUACCAGCUCCUAGGCCAGAUCUUGAACCAAAAUAUCAGCCACCACCAGCUCCUAGACCGCAUUUAGAGCCAAAGUUCCAGCCUAUACCAGUCUCAAGACCAGAUUUAGAGCAAAAGUUUCAGCCCAUACCUGCCCCGAGACCAGACUUAGAGGCAAAGUUCCAGCCCAUACCAGCCCCUAGACCAGAACUAGAGCCCAAGUUCCAGCCCAUACCAGCCCCUAGACCAGAACUAGAGCCCAAGUUCCAGCCCAUACCAGCUCCUAGGCCAGAAUACCACACUGCACCACACUGCCGACCUGAUUUAGAAUCUAAAUAUCAACCCCUUCCACCCAGACGGCCAGACCAAGAGCCUAAAUAUCAACCACUGCCACCAGGAAGGCCCGAUCUAGAACCAAAAACCAACCGUUACCCCCUAGGCCUGAUAUAG
This is a messenger RNA of Penaeus vannamei (Pacific white shrimp), 2325 nucleotides long. Lineage: Eukaryota; Metazoa; Arthropoda; Malacostraca; Decapoda; Penaeidae. The record is from RefSeq and is a predicted model, not a curated record.